UUGUAUUCUACCAAAAAUUCUUUUCUCUCACUCCCAAUUUAGAGAAUUUGAGAAUGCCAAAAAAAGUAGAGCUGAUUUCUUCAUCUCUUGUUAGGGGCACUGCAACUGCUGCUUCAGUGUCAAGAUUGGAGCUUAAUCCAUGGGAUUUACGAUUCCUCCCAAUCUCCCCCAUUCAAAGAGGCCUCAUAUUCCACAGCCCUCACUUCCAAUCUCAACAAAACCUAAUCCAACGCCUCCAAACCUCACUCUCCCGCGCUCUCGACUUCUUCCCUCCCCUCGCCGGCCGCCUCGCCGCCACCCCGCACGACGGCGACACGGCGAGCUUCCACGUGGACUGCGACAACGCAGGAGCCGAGUUCACCCAUGCAGUCGCCGCCGCCGUCUCCAUCUCCGACAUCAUCGAGCCGACGUAUCUACCGGAAAUCGUGUCUUCCUUGAUCCCGAUCAAUACAGGCGUCACUAAUUACCAAGGAAUUUCAAAGCCUCUGUUGGCCGUGCAAGUCACGGAGCUCGCCGACGGCGUCUUCAUCGGCUGCGCAGCCAAUCACGCAGUCGUGGACGGCGCUUCCUUCUGGCAUUUCUUAAACUCCUGGUCGGAGAUCUCCCGUGGUUCGGAAUCGAUUUCGAAAUCCCCAAUUUUCGACCGCCGCAACGCCGCCGCCGGCGUUGAUGAAAACAGACUCAUCCAUAUCCCUACAUUAGAGAAAAACCUAAAGGCUCCAAUUCCAUUGCUGCAGCAGAAGCUAUUCCACUUCAGCAAAGAAACAUUAGGUCAAUUGAAGGCUAAAGCCAAUUCCGAAGCCGGCACUGACAAAAUAUCUACUCUGCAAGCACUCAUGGCUCAUCUAUGGCGGAGCACAGUGCGAUCUCAAACCACUAAUAACGAUCCAACCACUCCCGUUAUGACAAUCGUGAUUGGCGCGAGAGCGAGGAUGUCGUCUUUUCCGGAUGGAUAUUUUGGGAACGCGAUUUGUUCUGCUACGUUGGCGAUUGGCGAGGAUGAGCUAUUGCAGGAAGGAUUGGGCGCCGCCGCGCUCAGGAUCAAUGAGGUGAUUUCCGAGAAAACUGAUGAGGCGAUCGCGCGCGACGCGGAGAAGAAGGCGCAACUUGGGCGAAUGGGGGUGGGCAUGGGGGGUGGGCCCCCUCUUCUCGUCGGAGGUUCUCACCGGUUUGAUAUGUACGGCUGUGAUUUCGGAUGGGGGAAACCGAUUGUUGUGAGGAGUGGAAACGCGCGGAAAACUGAGGGAUUGGUGGUGGUGUCGCCGGCGGCGGAAGCCGAUGGUAUCGACCUCGAAGUUUACUUCAAGAAGAAGACGUUACGGCCAAUGGAGGAGUUCCUAACUAUGCUCCACCAAUAAGGUCCCAACGUGACAUCUUCUAUUGAAUUCAUAAUAAUAAUAAUAAUAAUAAUAAUAAUAAGAAGGUUAUACAAUAUUUAUUGUUCAAUUUUGAAUAUUUAGGGCAUCCACUAUUGGGGGACGCCGGCGUCCCCUCAGGCCCCAAUUGCCGCACUCCCUUUCCCGCGCCCAGCCUCGCCUCCGAACUCACAACCAUUUUUGAUUGGACGCGUGUUAUACGCAGCCCAAUCAAAACAUAGCAUUAAGAUAAAAUUAUCGUUGGGCUCCACUUCAAUUGUAGCUUUCGUUUUUUUUUUUUCUCUAUUAAUUAUUUCCUCUAUAAAUACUACGUACAUUUCUUCUCUUUUCCAUUCACUUCCCUAUCCUCUCUUCUCUACUCACAAAUCCAAAAAUAUGUCAUCCUCCAAUAAUUAAUCUUCCAACAAUUAUUCGUCGAAUUCUUCAUGUGACCAAAAAAUUCCGAACCAAGAUCAUCUUCUAUUUUCCGAUCCAAAUGUCAAUCUCGAAUUUUUUUAUGCAUCUUCCUUCCAAUUUCUUGCAAGCUGCGAUUUUUUUUAAUUAAAUUUGAUCAUAUUGCACAACAUAAUAAUAGAGGACGAAUGAGAGAUUGCAACAUAUUGGGAUGUCAACGCCGAUGGUGAUGAUCAAGCAACGGUCAUCAAACAGAGUUCAAUACCGGAGCACCGUCAGAAUUCGCCGCCUAUAUGGCCCGAAGUUCAAACAUGAAGGGCAGUCGUUUGCACGCUCGCCUCCACGACGAUUUAGUCGAGCAUAUAUGGGCACUCUUUGAUCCCGUCGAGACAUAGUUCGUAGAUUUAAUUUUCUCAAAAUUAUUGUAAUGUUUCUUGAUUUUUUGUUUUUUAUUAAUGUAAUGUUUGAUUUUUAUUUUAAUGAAAUUUAAAUUGUUAAAUUUAA
This is a messenger RNA of Salvia miltiorrhiza (redroot sage), 2273 nucleotides long. Its product is annotated as protein ENHANCED PSEUDOMONAS SUSCEPTIBILITY 1-like. NCBI's taxonomy places the organism in Eukaryota, Viridiplantae, Streptophyta, Magnoliopsida, Lamiales, Lamiaceae. The transcript has a single exon. The record is from RefSeq and is a predicted model, not a curated record. The coding region runs from base 54 to 1358 and encodes 434 amino acids.